UGAUCGCGCGUUUGUCGGCUGUGCGUUCAGAGCGGAUUGAUCCUUGUCGCCGCUGGGCUGCCAUGACUGGCCGCGUUGAUCCCGCGCGAGGAAGUGCUGCUGAUGAUCGAUACAUCGCCGUGUUCGCGUUGCCGCUGCUGCCCGGCACCGAUUGAGAUCUGGACCGCCAGGUGACUCGGACCCGAAGUCCGUGAUUCGCGAUGACGAGCAAGAAGAGUCACACCCUCCGCAUAGAGUCCGAGAUCGAUCGGAAUCGCGAGGAUGGUAACUGGAAGAAGGUUAUACAACUCGCGGAACAUCUAAAAGUGCAGUACCCCAGCAAAGAGUGUCUAGCGAAUUUCUUAAGCGGAGAAGCAAGAUUAGAGAGUUUUUUGGAGCAAACUCCACCGAUAGACGCUAAUAUUGUCAAGGCACGAAAUGGAUUGACAGAAACGCGGAAAUAUUUGUUACUAGCUGCUAAUGAAAAGGAUAAACAGGCGUUAGUCGUUUUGGAUGCUCAUCUGCUACUUGGGAAACUUCACUAUGCGAUGGGGAUGUACGAGGAUGCGAUUCAUCACUAUCAACAAGCCGAACUAGACACACUUACAGAAAAGCAAUUACCUUGUCGAAGUUUACGUAUUAUAGCAGAAUCGUAUGCAAUUAAAGAGAAAGAAAGAUCGUUUACUUUAGACACUGACAAACAUUUAUCCUGCCGAAGACUGCGCAUUAUAGCAGAAUCAUAUGCGAUCAAAGGUCUCUGUCUGGAAAGGCUACCACCACACUCCAAGUCGAAAUACAAGAUUACAGAAUGGCAAGAACAGAUAAUCAAGUGUUACGAGAUUUCUGGCGACUUGACGCUGGUGUAUUUGCAGGAACAAGACAAAAUUGCUAUGCAACAACAAAAUGGUAUUUCCACUAUAAAUACAAAUAAUACAGGUACAUACUCCACCACCACACCAACUCCAGUUUCUGCAAAAUAUAUUGGCCCCAUUUUGGAAACUGCGCUACAGAGAGCGCCAAUAUUGUAUAUUCAAACUGGCAACAUACAAGCCGCUGUUAAUCGUUAUAGGGAAAUUUUAUCUGCUGUUGAAUCUACAACUACUCAGAGUCUGCGGGUAACUCUGACCAGACAGUUGGCGGAAGUGUUAUUACGUGGCAUAAGCGGUACUGAUUACAAACCACCAGACGAACAAAUUGACACAAUGGCAGCCGUGAGUAAUAGACGGGUGAAUCAUUACUCAGGCGCCAAUCUGUCGGAUUCGCCGUGGAAACCAAAGAAGUACGUGGGACCAAAUAUGUUCGUCCCCAGGAACGAGUACGAGGAAUCGAUUCUGCUGUUGUUGAUCAGCGAGGCGAUGGCGGUAAGAGACGCCGUCCUCAGCCAAUCGCCCGAAUUCAAGGAAGCCAGGAUACACGCGUUUGAGAAUGCCACUGCUAUCUACGACCUACUCACGGUUGUCGUCGUCAGAUGGAGUCAAGUGGAACUUUUACAUGAGUCUUUCGAAAGAGCAAUGAAGUUCUCUCACGAGGAAGUACACAUAUGGACGCAAUACGCACUAUGCUUAAUAAGCAUGGGGAGAUACAUGCACGCGUAUAGAGUUUUAAAGGUAGUUGCCAGGCUAUCGCCUCAGAAAGUAAUGCCCUGUCUGUUGGCGGCGAGACUAUGUUACGAGCAGUUGAAUAUGAUAAAUGAAGGUAUCGAAUGGAGCCAAAAGGCUCUGCAGCGAGAAAUGGCGAGUUCACAGGGGAUGCAGUCUAGAUGCCACUUGUACAUCGGAAUCGGCCACAGCAUGCUUUCUACAAACACAAUCGUGAAGCAGGACAAAGUAAAUCACACAAACGCCGCGAUGGACUGCUUUCAAAAAGCGCAACAGUGCGAUCCUAACGAUCAUCUGGCCGAGUAUUACCUGGCUCACGAAUAUGCAAUAAACAGACAAAUAAGCGACGCCAUCGUGCACGUGAAAAUUGCGCUGAAUCUACGAGCAGAACACAUUCCAUCAUUGCAUUUAUUCGCAUUACUCCUGUCGGCACAUAAGCAGUAUUCUGAAGCAUUGCAUGUGAUAAACAGCGUACUAGAGGAAUAUCCGGACAAUUUGAAUUUCCUCUAUGUAAAAGCGCAUCUCGAAUUGCGAAGUAUCGGCGGUGUCGAUGCAUUAUACACCAUCAGCCACAUGUUACAUUUAUGGAAGAGUCUUUAUGAGGAUCAAACGAACGUUAAUUGCAACGAGCAACAGAGCGAGAAGCGCAGCGAGACUAGAAGCGUCUUUCAGCUUUACACAUCGGAAAUGUCCGAUAAAGAUUCUAGUUCCCUGCAUGCGCAAUCAUUAGCCGCUUCGAAAGUCGAGCAAGCCCUUUCUGAGGUUGCCUCGUCAAUUAGCUCGUUCACACCGAAGCCAGGGCCGCAGAGAGCAUGGCUGCUGCAAUUGCAGAUCUGGCUUCUGCUCACCGAGGUUUUCCUUAUUCUGGAUCAACCAAAUGGCGCUGUUCUAUCCCUCCAAGAGGCUACCAACAUCUUCCCAUUGAGUCAUCACAUUAUGUACACGCGUGGCCUUCUGCAUGAAUACAAGUUGGAGUAUACGGAAGCAAAGCAAUGCUAUCAAAAUGCUGUUUCAAUUAAUCCCUCGCACAUAAAGAGUUUACAACACCUGGGUCUUAUUUAUCACUAUUUGGGUAGUCAGAGACUGGCUGAGAAAACCUUGAGGGACGCUGCAAAAAUCGAUCCAAAUUCUCAUCAAACUUGGUAUAAUUUAGGAAUGGUAUUGGAAUCACUGGGCGAGGUGGAGGCUGCCAGUGACUGUAUGGCAACAGCGUUGGAGGUCGAAACGACAAAUCCCAUUUUGCCGAUUCUGUCGAUACCAGUGACCUUCGAGUGAACUAAGAGAACAAGAUUCGACGAAUCACGAUUUACUUUUUCUCUAUAUGCGCGUUCGUAAUUUCCGCGGGCAUUCAUUCCCUCGCCUUCCCGUCAAUAGUACCUGGACACGUUGUACUAUUGUAUAAACUUAUUGUUAAAGAAAGAAAAGAAGAUAUAUACUUUAAUUAUACAAAAUAUAGAGUUACAAUCGAUGUAAUAAAUUCGAAUAAAGUCUUACCUCCAAAAA
This is a messenger RNA of Cyphomyrmex costatus, 3080 nucleotides long. RefSeq names its product tetratricopeptide repeat domain 7 (gene Ttc7). The transcript is spliced from 15 exons. Gene Ontology annotation, molecular function: protein binding. The coding region runs from base 201 to 2852 and encodes 883 amino acids. Gene Ontology annotation, cellular component: plasma membrane. The record is from RefSeq and is a predicted model, not a curated record. Gene Ontology annotation, biological process: protein localization to plasma membrane; phosphatidylinositol phosphate biosynthetic process. NCBI's taxonomy places the organism in Eukaryota, Metazoa, Arthropoda, Insecta, Hymenoptera, Formicidae.